CGCAACUGCACAGCUGGACCAGCAGAUCGACCCAUGACGGCGCUGUUCAACUUCGAGUCGCUCCUGCUCGUCAUCCUCCUCAUCAUCUGCACCUGCACCUACGCAAGAGGCACCGCCCCGGGCCUCAUCGACCGCAACAAGAACGGGUCCGUCCCUCUCUCUCCCUCUCCAGCGGGCGCAGGAGAACGCCUCUCACCCUACGUCGCCCUUGCCUGCAUCGUCAUGGGCUGCCGCAUCCUCCUCAACUAGACGACGUCGACCAGGACCCUGCAGUGUACAUAUGCGUCGGCCGGCGCAGGUCGAGC
Rhodotorula graminis WP1 is the source of this 305-nucleotide messenger RNA. RefSeq lists its product as uncharacterized. Bases 34 to 249 code for a protein of 71 amino acids. The transcript has 3 exons. NCBI's taxonomy places the organism in Eukaryota, Fungi, Basidiomycota, Microbotryomycetes, Sporidiobolales, Sporidiobolaceae. Gene Ontology annotation, biological process: protein secretion; intracellular transport. The record is from RefSeq and is a predicted model, not a curated record.